CCAAUUUUUGGUGUUCACUUUGUAUUGCAUUGCAAUCUGUGUUUGCAUUUUGCAAUCACUUUUUGCGUGCUGUACUUGCCUAUAAUGAUUAAAAUUAUAGUAUAAAUAACAUCACAAACCUUAACAGUUGCCAAAUAAUGUGCAGCGACGUAACCUUAAUACCGUUGCACUAGUAUAGAGUGCAAAUUGUUUUGAUUAUACACAGAAAGGAUAUAUAUUGAGAAAAUGGAUAUACUAGAGAAGAUUUACCGGAACAUUCGACAACAUAUCGUUAACUUACCGGGUACGGUACCGAAAACUGUUGAUCUUCUUAAUAAAUCGGUUGCAAAUGUAAGGUUGCCACCUUUUAAUAAGGACAAUGUACUGUACUAUUAUUUACCAUUACAAGGCCUGGUUAGUUACACAACUUUGUCCGUCAGUGUGAUGAACCCUCAUCUCAUGGUAAGGUUGUUUCCUCAAAGGGAUGUAACUGAUGUUCUAUUUUUGACUGCUGGUGGAGGUGCUGGACUAUGGCUCUGGGCCAGACCACACAUGGCAGCAGCAGCUCCUGCUAGAAGGUUCUCAUGGGCAUUUCUAGGAGGGUGUUUGUGGCCACUAGGAUCUAUAUUCUUAUGGGCUAUAUUGAGAAGUUCUGUUGGUCAGAGACCAGUCAUUGGCACAGUAUUAGGUGUUACUACUGGAGCUAUGCUUACUAAUAUUGCUUUAGAUUAUUUUCAUUAUGUGGAACUUAUGUUCUGUGGUGAAGUGCAACUGCCUGAAGAAACAUAUAGUCCCCAGAGUGACGAUGAAAAGUAUGAUAUUGAUAUUUGAAUUAAAUUUCUGUUAUAUUAUCAUAUUUACUGUACCGUUGUAAAAUUUAUUUAUUGAGUAUGUACAGAAAGCUAUUUACUUUUAUGCAUAUUUUGUGGUAGUUGUUAAGUCAUACUGAGUUAUGUUGUACGCACCUUCUAGCAUGUUGAUGUUGUAAUACUUUUCAAAGUCUGUCUAGUCUUUCACUAAGUGCUUUGAAUAAAGUAUUAAAAAAAAUUAA
This is a messenger RNA of Trichoplusia ni (cabbage looper), 1030 nucleotides long. RefSeq lists its product as uncharacterized. Lineage: Eukaryota; Metazoa; Arthropoda; Insecta; Lepidoptera; Noctuidae. The coding region runs from base 226 to 810 and encodes 194 amino acids. The record is from RefSeq and is a predicted model, not a curated record. The transcript has 2 exons.